AUGAAUUCAAUUUUAAUUUAAUUAUUGUAAAAAAUCUAUAUCUAUGUCCAAAAAAUUGGUAUUGUGGAAUAAAUAAUUUAGGAAUUACAACUUCUGAUCCUGUUGAUUAUAAAUUACAGUAAUUAAAAUGAAUGUAGUUGCGAUUAACUUGAUGAGAACGACUGUUAAUUGUCGAAAAGAUGUAAAAUGAAUUAAGAUUAAUGUUAAUUCAAAAGUUGUUAGGAUUAUCUAAUAACUGAAUGCAAUUAUAUAUAGGAUUGUAUAUUAGAGAACAAUAAAUGUAUUGAUCAUGUUUGGGGAAGAUGUGCAGAUAUACCUAUAGAAGUAUGUGAAUUGAAUGAGAAUUGUGCAAUAAAUAAUGAAAAUAAAUGUGAAGAGUUCACAAGAUGUGAAGAUUAUUAAAUGAAUGGGAAUGAAGAUUGUAAUAAAAAAAAUGAGAAUUGUUAUAAUGGAAAGGAGGGUUAUUGUAAAAGUAAAAUUUAGAUUGGUAAUUGUUAAUAAGUAGAAAUGGAGUGUGAGAUGUAUAAGAUAUAAAAUAAAUAAUAUUGUGUAGCAUCAACAGAUAAUAAAUGUAUAAGUAUAUAAGUGACAUAAUGUUCAAAUAUGAACGGAACUCCAGCUUGUUCUUUAUAUAAUGAAUGUGAUUGGAAUAUAUCAACAAGUAUUUGUAGAGAGAAAAGAUGUAAUGAUUUGGAUGAAUAGAAUUGUAAUGGUGAAUUAAAGAAUUUGAAUGGAGAAACAAUGAUUUGUUAUUGGGAGAAUGGAUAAUGUUUAAAGAUGUAAUCAAGAGAUGAUUUAUCAUAAUCGAAUUGCUAUCUAGCAACAAUAGGAUAGAGUACUUGGAAAGAAGGAAAGUGUUAAGAAUGCAUUUAAUUGAGCUAGUUAGUAAUACUGAUAUAUUAUUUAAUAUAUAUAUUAUGA
Molecule: messenger RNA, 921 nt
Organism: Paramecium sonneborni
Lineage: Eukaryota; Ciliophora; Oligohymenophorea; Peniculida; Parameciidae
Source: the annotation of a GenBank genome assembly